This is a messenger RNA of Plasmodium vinckei vinckei, 801 nucleotides long. RefSeq names its product rhomboid protease ROM3, putative. The transcript is spliced from 4 exons. The record is from RefSeq and is a predicted model, not a curated record. Gene Ontology annotation, biological process: proteolysis. Gene Ontology annotation, molecular function: serine-type endopeptidase activity. Gene Ontology annotation, cellular component: membrane. The coding region runs from base 1 to 801 and encodes 266 amino acids. NCBI's taxonomy places the organism in Eukaryota, Apicomplexa, Aconoidasida, Haemosporida, Plasmodiidae.
AUGUUAAACGGAUAUGCGGAAAAUACUGAAAAUUCAAAUUUGUUACCUGGGAUUGAUGAAGUGAAUGAGAAAGAUGGGAAAAACAAAUUUUACGAUGCUUUAUUUCCUCAAAUGUCACUAGAUAAAAUUAUUGUAUGGAUUAGUUUUUUCCAAAUAUUAAUUUAUAUACUGAGUUGCUUAUUAAGUGAAAACUUAACAGUUCCUAAUGUAGACGUCUUGAUGUUCCUUGGAGCUACAUAUGGGCCAUCUAUCAAGCAAGGAGAAUUAUGGAGACUACUAUUUCCUAUAUUUUUGCACGCCAAUUGGUGGCAUUUAAUUAUAAAUAUAAUAUGUAUUUUAAAUUUGGGGUUAGUAAUUGAGACUAAAUAUAAGAAAAAGCGUUUUUUAUUAAUAUAUUUUUUAUCUGGAUUUAUUGGAAAUACAUUAACAACAAUAUGUAAUCCUUGCCAAUUGGCAGUUGGAGCAUCAACUAGUGGAUUUGGAUUAAUUGGAUGUUCUAUUAUGGAAAUAUUUUUAGCUUGGAAAAAUUUAUCGAAGAAAGCACAAAAUUAUUAUAUGUUUAAUAUAUCUAUUUUUUUAGUAUUUUUUUUAUUUGUAAGUUUUUCCCCAACUGUUGAUUUUUUUGGUCAUAUAGGAGGAUUUGUGUGUGGAGCUUUUUUGGCAUGUCAUUACAACAAAUUUUUGGGAUACGACAUUUUUCAGGAAUGUCUACAUUAUGGAUUUGCGUCGAUUUGUGCUUUAAUUAUUUUUUAUUUACCAUUUCGCCUAUUCGUUUUGAAUAUGCCAUGUGAAUUUGUUUAG